Molecule: messenger RNA, 4185 nt
Organism: Neoarthrinium moseri
Lineage: Eukaryota; Fungi; Ascomycota; Sordariomycetes; Amphisphaeriales; Apiosporaceae
Exons: 10
Coding region: 1-4185 (1394 amino acids)
Biological process (GO): transmembrane transport; metal ion transport
Cellular component (GO): membrane
Molecular function (GO): nickel cation transmembrane transporter activity; protein binding; cobalt ion transmembrane transporter activity
Source: RefSeq, a predicted model, not a curated record
AUGGCUGGGAGCAACCCCGCAAUCUAUGAGGUUCGAAGAGCUUCAGCCGCUUCAAUCAGUGGCUACGAAGUUGGUCCUAGCCUCGAUCGAGUAUUGCAUCUAGAACAGCCAGAAAAUCGAGUCGAUGUACGCUCCGUCAGCUGGAAAAUGCAUUCAAUCCUCCAUGGCCGAAUAGGUUCCGGCAGCCGUGACCUCGCUUCGCUCCUCAUGAUGGAGGUACAUGCACCUCCAGAGGGAAUUCAACAUGUGCAGUUCAGCAUGCGGUUCACUGCUAUUGACUCUGUCGAACCUUGCCCUGAAGUUGUGGAUAUUCUGCACGAUCGGACACAUUUUGGCCACAUUCAUGGCUCCACACAGUCAUCUCACAAAGCUGGCAGAUCGAAAGGUCUUGUUAUGUGGGAGACUGACGGCGAUGCUGUACCACGACUGUUCAGACCUGCGGUGCUUAUACGAAGACAGAACAAUACACCCUUUCAAGCAAUAUGCGACGUUACAAUAACAGUGGCCAAAGGGUUUACUGGCAAGAGCUUCACGGAUGAUCCAAUAAUUUUUGAUCCAGCUACAGCCGCGCCUGUUGAGUGGUCUGUUGCUGCUGAAAAUCUACAAGAGUUCAUGAAAGAUUUGAAAUUGGCCGGGCAGAGUUCUGCUGCCGCUCUGAUGAGCAUGAGUGAAGAGGGCCGGCACUGUCUUGUUUCGCUCUCCGCUUUCCAGCAGCAGAACUUGUAUCUAUAUAAUCUCACAAGGGAUUUGACUCCAGAAGCCAUCCAAGCGGCCCAGGCUGAUAUCACAAAAUGGCUUGACGAGCAGGAUCAGCCGCGUGUUCUCUGGAUACACGGCCCACCUGGAAGUGGCAAAACGACACUCGUGGCGUCCCUUGUGCAGAAAAUGCAAAACGCAGUAAAAGAUGAGGAAACGCAGAAGAUCAAGUCAUUGGCGUACCACUUUCCCAGCUUUCAGGAACAUGGCACUAAACGCGCAUCAGUAGUUCUCGGGUCCCUGAUCCAUCAAAUUGUGUUACAGCAGCCUGACCUAGUGAAGCACGUGAUACAAUGGUAUCAAGAAUCCGGGGCGAAUGACAAAUUCUUCAACGACCACAACCUGCUCUGGCGCUCAGUCCAGCAGAUUAUAGAGGAUCCAGAGGUUGAGCCAAUACUGUUCAUCAUAGAUGCACUAGAUGAGUGUGAUGAGGCACUACUUGACAUUACAAGAAGUCUCAACUCUUCGCAAACUCUCGGCGAAACGGAAUCUCACAAGAUAUCAUCUCGGAGGGACAAGUGGAUGAUCAUAAGUCGCGACCAGCAAGCCAUAGAAGAUGCGCUCUCUGGUUGCUUCGAUUUGGAUAUUAGCACCAGAUCGCAAAGCGACAUCGAAGUGUUUAUCGCUAGACGUGUUCGUCGUUUACACCUGGAUGAGGAUACGAAAGUCUCUUUGGUAAGGAAUCUAGUUCAAAGAGCAAAUGGAUCUUUCAUAUUGCCCAGCCUUACUCUCAACUCUUUGGAGAAUGCUACAACUUCACAAGUUCGCGGGAUGCUAGACACUGCACCAUUGAGCCGCUCGACCAUUGUUGACCAACUGCUGGGCCAGUUGUUGGGUAGUCCGCAAGCAGAUCUUCAGAAGAUGGUGCAAUACAUCCUGACAUUAGUAGCGAUAUCCUUUUCUCCCUUGACGCUAUCGACAUUGUCAAUCCUCCUCGAAGACAUCUAUGAGCUGAAAAUCAGUCAAGACAGGUACAAGUCGAUGAUGGAUGAAGCAUGUCAGCUCCUCGUUGAACGCUCCUUAGUUCGACUCGACCAUGGCAUUGUCCUUGUUAACCAAAACAUCCGAGAACCACUGUUUUCGUCCGUGAACAUGGCUAAUAUCCACCAAGGAAACACACCCGACAUGCACAAGAGUAUUUCUACUCGAUGUCUCGCCUAUAUUUGUCACACCUUGGCAGAGGAGAGCAAGACCCCCAGUGGAAACUCAGAUCUUCUACAGUACCCAACAUUGUAUUGGAUGAGACACGGCAGCGUUUCGUCACAAACCGUACAGGAUGUCCACGAUAUAUUUGCUGAAAACCCUUUCUUCAAGAAGAAUAGUACAAUCAGGAGCAUGUGGUUCACAAAGUAUUGGAUGAUCAAAUAUGGCUUGGCAGAAACACAGCCUGACAAUUUCACGAUGAUGCACAUGGCUGCAGAAGCAGGGUAUCUUCAGCUUGUUAAAGUACUUAUUGAAACCGGAUACAAACCCGAUGUUAAUGCCAGGGAUGGAUCAGAAAGAACUCCCCUGCACUGGGCGGCAACCCACGGAUACUGUGAGGUUGCACGACUCCUCCUCGAUAAUGGGGCAGAUGUCAAUGUUAGAUCGGCUGAUCAAUCGUCUGUUCUACAUCUUGCUAUCCAGGCUGGAUGGAGGGAUAUGGUACAAUUGCUUCUGGAAAAGGGCGCCUCUUUCGAGACAGAAAUGCUAAGGGGAGCUCGCCCGGAAUUAAAGCAGCUCUUGCAGAGUCACGUGCAACUUAUGUACAAGCCUUUACCAGAGAGCAAGCGAGUUGACAACAGAUUUUGGGGAAGAAUCGUCGAGAUUGGACCAUCUCAAAAAUGCCAUUCAAAAGCCGUACGGGUUGAUGGCAUACUGAGCCCAGAUAUCAGCUUCGACGAACUUAUGCUGGACGGUAGACCUCAAGGUAUUUCGAAGGGUGGAGACAAGUUGCUGAGAUGGAUCCACCUUCCGGAAAACAAUAUGGAAUGGGUCGAGGCCUUAAUGACCAAGUGCCUUGGGUCAUCAGAAGCUACGGCGAACCUGCUGAGGUCGAAACUCUGGGGUGAUCGAGUCCGAAAUUCGGAGAAACACUUCUACAGCCGGUGCCUCCGACCAGUUUGCAGGAACUUCCCCCCCACAGUAUCACAACAAGGCAAAGUAAUGCUUGUCAUACCAUACCUGCACUGGGGAAUGGAUAAAGAACGCUUGAUGUUGAAAAAUACCAUUCAUUUGAUCAAGAAUGGUGACAACAGUUUACCAAAGUCCGAAAGUCUGAUAUAUCCCAGCGGAGACAAAUAUAGAGAACUUCUCCGAAACUAUCUGGACCGUGAGCAUCCGCUGCAUAUCAGAAGGACUUUGGAUCAAUUCUAUUACUUCAAUCUAAGUGCGGAAGAUAUGGAGCUUCGAGACAAGGACCAGACCAUAUCCAAAUAUUUCCUAGGCCAUGGCAAAAUUCACAGCCCACGCAACAUCUCGAUGGGAACAGCCCAGAGUUGCGACUAUCCCAUGUUGAUGGUUGAUCAACUAUGGUUAUGGGUUCUUAAAGAUGAUACGGUUAUUACAAGCUUCCCCCACAGGUGGGUCAACGAUGGCAGCAUCGACACGUAUAACAUGACCGACGUAGUAGCUGCGAUCGAGAGAAGGAUCAUGUCAAAGGCUUGGGAUAUCGAGAUAGAUAACGGUAUACAUCUUGCGGAGCUCAUUGCAAACGAAUGUUCCGGUAUCAUAUUCGAUCCGGCAAAACACAAAGACAAGUGGACCCAGACACAGGAAAUAUACGAGGAUGCGAUAGGAAACCUUGCUAAUCGAGAGUCAUCUCUAUUUCGGAAUUUCUCCGAUUCCCUGACGAAAGCUAGAGACCGGGGUGCUGGUGGUGGUGAAAGUGAGAGGUAUGCAAUCAAUGAGGAGAUAAAGCUCCUUGAUGAUAUCAAAGACAUUCGUGACGAGCUGAACAUGAUUCGGACGAUCUUUGAAACCCAAAUAGCUGCGGCGAGAGAUCCCUACAUGUUUCGCAUCUUUUCAAUGCUUGUUACCAACCGUCUGGGGGAUAUCGCCAGGCUUGAUCAAUUUGCAUCACGGACGCAAGAAGCACUCUCCCAUAUUCUCGACCUCAAGCAGAAACAGACCAAUGCCGAAGAAGCGCACUUUCUGAGCGUCCAGAAUAUUGAAUCCGGCAAGCAAAGCCGAGCCAUCAUGACUUUCACCGUCGUCACAAUCAUCUUCGCACCGCUGUCGUUUCUCACGUCAUUCUUUGCAAUACAAAUUGUGGACUUUCCAACACUGACAUUGGGUUUUGUUCUCCAAUAUCUCUUUCCUCUCGGGUUCGCGGUUGUUUUCAUUUGCUGCAUACUUGCCUUCCUGAAUAUCCUCAAGGAAUGGUUUACCAAGCUGCGCGGUGCAAGGAACAAGAAACGAGUCAGCACUGACAAGGAAAAGGCUGUAUAG